Messenger RNA from Dermatophagoides pteronyssinus (European house dust mite), 1286 nucleotides. RefSeq lists its product as uncharacterized. Gene Ontology annotation, biological process: protection from non-homologous end joining at telomere; telomere maintenance via telomere lengthening. Gene Ontology annotation, molecular function: telomeric repeat DNA binding. The record is from RefSeq and is a predicted model, not a curated record. Gene Ontology annotation, cellular component: shelterin complex. NCBI's taxonomy places the organism in Eukaryota, Metazoa, Arthropoda, Arachnida, Sarcoptiformes, Pyroglyphidae.
GGUUUAUUGAAAUUAUUGUUUGGCGAUAUUGUUGUUGGUGAUGACGAUGACGAUGAUGAUGGUGAACAGAUUUUAUCCACAUCAAAUCGAUCGAUAACAAACAUUGAUGAUGAUGAUGAAGAUCAACCAUCGGAUUUAGAAAUCUCUAUAAACGAUGAACCACCAGAAGAACAGAAUCCAAUGGAUGAAAACCAAAACGAUAUUCAAAUUGAUAUUGCUGUUGAUGAUGAUGAUCAAAUGGAAGUAAACGUUAUUGAUAGGCAAAAUACUAAUGAUAAUGAUGAUUCAAGUACAUCAUCUAUUAGCGAUAUAGAAGAUAUUCAACCAGUUGAACCGAAAAGUACUAAUAUUGAUCAACAACGGAAAAAAACUAGUACACCAAGAAAAAAAUUACAAUUAAAUGAUGAGGAUGAUGAUAAUGAUUCUGUUAGCAAUGUAUUUGAUCGAAAACAAAAACCAAAAUCCAAACAAAUAAUACGAAAAAAGAUUAAAUUGAAUCAAAUUCCCGAAAAUGAAAGUAGCGAUACUGAUAUAAAUGAUAUUGAUGAACGAUUUGAAAUGGAAUUUAAUAACAGGGAUUCGAAUAAUGAACCUGAACGUGAUAUACAAUCUAUAAAACGUGAAAUUUAUUCUAUAAUUGCACCAAAAUCCUAUACAAUGGAAGAAGAUGGUUCAAUUUUAAAAUUUAUUAUUAAAACUGGUCGUUAUAGAGAAAUAAAAGGUCGUUCAUUAUGGGAAGAUAUGGAACGUAAUCGUAUUUGUAAUCGUACAUGGCAAAGUAUGAAAGAACGUUUUCGUAAAAUAAUUACACCAAAAUUACCACUUUAUACUAUAUUAUUUAAUUUAUCCGAAAAAGAAGUUGAAAAUUUUUAUCUUUAUUCAAUGAAAAAAAUGCCACAAUCAUCAAAUGAUUCAAGUAAUAUUUCAAAAAGAUCAAAUCGAUGACUAUUGAAUGAGAUAUUGAUAUGGUUAUCAAUCAACACCACCGCCAAACACACAUCAAACAGUUUCAUCAUCAUCAUUUUGGACAAAUUGGCGCGCGGGCGUCAUAAAAAUCGAACGCCAUCAAUCAACCAAUCACAUUUUUUUACCGCUAUCAUUCGAACGUUUUUGAAAAAAACGAACGAUUUUUGUUCUUCUUUUUGAUUCGAAUGUGCGCAUCGAUUUUUUCAAUUUUCUCCCCCCUCCUCUAACCAUUUAUUAAUUGUGUUUGAUACCGCCAUCGAAUGAUGAUGAUUAAUCAGAUUUUUUUUUGUAACCAUCAUUGUUCUCACUGUCAAAAAAAA